AUGAGCGAUUCAGGACUCGAAGAAUUCAACGACAACACAAGAGAAAUACACAUAUUUAACUAUUUACAAAAGCAGAACCAAAGGCAGCUAAAUACGCGAAUGGAAAAAUAUUCCCCUCUAUUCAGUGAUUAUUUAAACGGAAAUGGCGGAGUCAAUCCAAACGUAUUCCAUCCAUCUUAUAUUUUCGAAAAUAUCAGACAUGGUCAAUCAAAGAUCAUUUCAAAGCAAAUCCAACUACAUAACGAAGAAACAGAUAUGGAAGAUUCGAUGCAUGACGCUAAUAUGAAUCCACCACAACCUAUAGAAUCAAAAGAUUUUCAGAAGUACUUUGCAGAUAUUUAA
This is a messenger RNA of Trichomonas vaginalis G3, 342 nucleotides long. RefSeq lists its product as uncharacterized. The record is from RefSeq and is a predicted model, not a curated record. Lineage: Eukaryota; Parabasalia; Trichomonadida; Trichomonadidae. The coding region runs from base 1 to 342 and encodes 113 amino acids. The transcript has a single exon.